This is a messenger RNA of Entelurus aequoreus (snake pipefish), 1647 nucleotides long. Its product is annotated as nucleoside diphosphate kinase homolog 5-like. NCBI's taxonomy places the organism in Eukaryota, Metazoa, Chordata, Actinopteri, Syngnathiformes, Syngnathidae. The transcript has 5 exons. The coding region runs from base 376 to 996 and encodes 206 amino acids. The record is from RefSeq and is a predicted model, not a curated record. Gene Ontology annotation, molecular function: nucleoside diphosphate kinase activity. Gene Ontology annotation, biological process: GTP biosynthetic process; negative regulation of oxidative stress-induced intrinsic apoptotic signaling pathway; UTP biosynthetic process.
UACCAGCUGCACUGCAACCACAAAGUCCACAUUGUGGGACAAAGUUUAUCCUGUUGGGUGACCAAAAUGUGUGACUUGCUACAAGUUAUCACUCCUGUCCUCUAGAUGGCGGUGUUGUCUCCCCGGAGAACUUGCCAUUUAGGGAAUAUCCACUUAGGUUACACACUUGAUCUUUUUUUUUUCUUUUUUUUUUUUUAACAAAAUCUAGCAACGUAGCAUUUUAAACAUUUACUAUGUUUUAUCAACCUUGCUGACUAUCUGAUUCGGGCUGUUUAUUCUAGAGAUGUGCAAUGUUUGUGGUAUCCUAGCAACCCAACGAGUGAGUCUCGGAUUGCUGAAGACCCAAACUGCGGCUUAUUCGUCAUUUAGUGGAAGAUGGAACCCACGUCAUGGCCUCGUAUUUACGUGGAAAGAACUUUGGCUCUCAUUAAACCAGAUGCAAUCCACAGAAGUGAGGAGAUUGAGGAUACAAUUCAGAAAAAAGGCUUCAUUAUCCUCCAGAAGCGCACAGUGCAGCUGACUCCAGAACAGUCUAGUGACUUCUAUGCUGAACAUUAUGGGAAAGUCACCUUCCCCAGACUGACUGCUUACAUGAGCUCGGGUCCGAUCAUCGCAUUGAGUCUCGGCCGCCACAAUGCUGUCUCUCACUGGAAGUCCAUCAUAGGACCUGCUAGAGAUGCACAAUCUCAUCCAGAAUGCCUUCGAGCAAAGUACGCCACUUCUGAGCUGCAGAACGCUCUCCAUGGCAGCGACUCCUCCCACGCUGCCGAGCGGGAGAUCAAAUUCAUGUUCCCGAACACCGUCAUGGAGCGCGUUCCCUCGAGAGAAACCACUAAAGAGUACCUGAGUCGGCAUGUCAACCAAACUUUGCUGCGAGGACUCACUGAACUCUGCAAACACAAACCCCUCCAACCCUGUGUUUGGCUAGCUGACUGGCUCAUCACACACAAUCCAAACAAGCCUCAAAUAUGUCAUGGCGUUCCUGAACUGGACUAAAGGUAGAAUAUCACUCCCUAGUCUGCACCAUAGUGAAGCAGAAAAAUGGUCACAUUUUUAAACCGCGGACAUUUAUCCAUGAAAAUAUUGAAAAGCUACUGAUGGUGUGUUUGAUGGAGAAGCAGCUGGAAGUCCACUCUCCAAGGUAAAUGCUGUACAUUAUUAGCACUGUUUUGUUUUUAUCCAAUAUUUCUAAUCUAAAAGUUCCAUUUUAUUUUGAAAAGGCUUAUCACGUGUCAAAACUGUGCCGUUUUGGGGGAGCAAGCACCAAUAAAACGGAUUUCAAUUAAUUUCAACGGGAGAUGUUGAUUUGCGGGAAAAAGUCUUUUAAGUACAAGAGCUCCGUCUUAGAAACUAUUUUUUGGAUCAGUUUUACAUGGUGGCCCCCAGUGUCAAAUGCUAACAUGUCAAUCGAAGGUUUUAUGCUUGACUCGGUGUGAGGGAGGAAAAAAAAGUAAUUUUUUAAAUUUUUAUUACCACUUCAAAAUGUACUCUGUCAGUUUUGUUUACAAACCAAGAAUCAGAAAUACUUUAUUAAUCCCUGAGGGGAAAUUAAAAUGUUCAGCACAAUCCCAUUCAAGAUCAGACAAACAUUACAGGGAGACAGAACAGGAUCGCUGACGGGUCUGCCAACUUCCGGCGCCCCUUACA